ACGAAGCAAUGAAAAAACUCUGUACCUGCAUCCAGUGCAACAGCAAUCUCAUUUGUCAAUUACUACCUGCAUAAAACUCUCCUACCUGUAUUUCUCAGCCAGAAUAGCUCAAAUGGCUAUGGUUUUGCACGAGUGUUCUCCCGAAGUGAAAGUAGAGAUUGACUCCCAAAUAGCGCGACUGUUCUCUGAUUUGAAGACAAACCAGGAGCCACGCGGAUUUAUUGAAAUACUUGCGGAUUCUGUUCAGGAGAAAAACAAGGAAAAUACAAGUUUCCGGGUUAGAGCUAGAAGAUACGGAUUCAUAUGCUGGGAGGAGUUGCUUCAACUUGUGCAGCAAAACGAUCAUUACUGUAUAGUGCUUUACGAUCUCGUAUACACUUUGUCCGGCGGAGGGAACAGACGCAAACUCAUACAAGUUAUUUGGAAGGCAGAACAUGAGACAGACUACCAAGUGCGACUCAGACUGAACAAAUGCAUUCCAGACCGAAUGGUGACCCGACUAAUGGCCGACAACACCACCGAUCUUCGGAACGGCAUGCGAGAACUUCUUCGCAACAAAAGUGCUUUCGCUGGGACACCAUGAAAGUAAAAAACACUUUUUAAUAUGUUGUGGCAAGGCAGCACAGAGAGAAAAUUGUCAAAUUA
Molecule: messenger RNA, 645 nt
Organism: Symsagittifera roscoffensis
Lineage: Eukaryota; Metazoa; Xenacoelomorpha; Acoela; Convolutidae
Exons: 3
Coding region: 113-583 (156 amino acids)
Source: RefSeq, a predicted model, not a curated record